CCAGUUCAUUUGCAUAUGGGGCUGCACCGUGGCAAACAUUAGAAGAAUCCUUUCCUAUUUCUUUAGUUUGCGGUGUUUGCACACGGAUGGGUGAUGAAUCCCCACGUGAGGACAUAUUUAUUCUGCCACACAUUUCAUCCUGUGUCAUUUCAUUCACUUUCUUUUCAGUUCCUGUCUUAAAGCCCACCUUGCAAAUUAACGACUCCGUCCCAGUGGAAGGGUCUCCGGUUCUGCUCGCCUGCUCUGUGAAAGAUGGCACAGGCCCCAUUUCAUAUACCUGGCACCGUCACAUCAUCCAAGAGGGCACUUUUCCAGUUCCCGAGGGUCUGGGCAGUGUGCUAACCCUGACAUCGGUUAAUAGGACACAUACCGGUUGGUACACAUGCACCGUAAGAAACUCUGUGAACGAAGAGACGAGUGGAAGGCAGUACCUUGAUGUCAUCUAUGGUCCCGAUGAACCAGUUAUUGAAAUCAAGCCGUAUGCCAUCAGUGAGAACGGGUUCGCAGCCAACGAACAGGAGGAGGUCACCCUGAAUUGUACGGCUUCUUCCAAUCCGCCGUGCCAUUACAUCUGGUUUUACAACAAUUCCCAGAUCUAUUCUGGACAGAUGUACGUCAUUCCACGGAUAUCCCGCAGUCAGACUGGAUUGUACACCUGCCUGGCCAAAAACUUUCACCUCAACACACGCACUCAGCUUACAAUCUCUCUGAGCGUCUAUUAUUUACCCGAGGGAUCCCCCGUGUGCACCGCUCUGUCACGUAAUCAUUACAUGGAGGUGGCUCUUUGGUGUUCGUGGGAAGGAGGACAUCCUCUGGCGCAGGUUCGCUGGACAAAAAUGGGAGAAGAGGUUAAUGAAAUUACGACAAAAUCAAAUGCAACAAAGGUCUACAAAGGGGGAGAGGUUCAAAACGGGAGCACGUAUACCUGCGCAAUCUCCCAUCCGGCCCUCAGAAAAGACAUUUCCUGCAGCACCACCAUCUCAAUCCCUGCUGGUUCUCCAAACUGUUCUGCAGUCGCCACAAAGCAAAAUGAGUUUGUCAUGUUGACUUGUGAGUGGCCUGGGGGUCUCCCUCGUGCCAGCCUUGAAUGGAAUAACAGGGAGAUCGGCGACACCAAGGAGUCUUCCAACAUAUAUGUCUUGAAAUCGGAUCCGUCAUAUAAUGGCCAUCUGUUUACCUGCACGGCGCUGCACCCCAUGUACCCAGAGGCAAAGCAGUGCCGUGUACUCCUUGAGGCACCAAUCCUGAAUGCUUCAGAAAAAGAGGUUUGGGUACUUGAAGGAAGCGAAGCCCAAAUGACCUGCUACCUGAAAGGAGGAAACCUCACUUCUGAGAUCAUUUGGUACAAUAACAAGAACAAAGAAAUUGUCCCAGACUCACAAAAAUAUGGAAUUACGAAGGAAAAUGGUGGGUCGGUUCUGAUUAUGCGAGAGGCAGAGUGGAAUAUGGACAGUGGACUGUAUCGCUGCCUCGCGUUCAAUGCCGUAGGAAACUCUUCCCUUUUCAUCCGACUUCACGUGAAAAAAUAUCCGACUCCUCCGAACGUGACGAUCAGUAAACUCCUCUACAGCCGUCAGAGGACAGAAGUGGAUGUGGAGUGGAUGACCCAGGGGACCGGGGACCUUACGGGUUUUAUGGUACAGAGGCAAGCGAGUAUCCGCUCUUUUCCUGGUCCGAGGAGGUCUGUCCAAACUACAUUAUGGGACACCGUGGCUAGUGACAUAGAGCCUGACAUCCGAGGCCACAAGCUUGGUGGAUUAGACCCUGCCAUUGUUUAUGCCUUUAGGAUUCUUGCAGUUAACCACAGAACUACAGGAUUUCCUUCAGAAGUGAAAACACCAGCUGAUCCUCCGUUUAAUGCCUACCCGGCUGUCAUAGGGGCUGCUGUCACGGGUAUGAUUGUGGCGACAGUUGCCAGCCUUUUGGUCUUUCAAUACAUUGUAAGGAAUCGAGAAAACAACCCAAGGCUCCACGAUAUGUUCUUCAGACCGGGGAGAGCCGAGGCUCGGGAGAAUAUCCGAAAUCCAGAAGAUGCAGAGACUGCCGGUGAUGGGGCCGGUGCUGAGAGCGUCACAAACCCAACAGCAGAAGACGUGACCGCAAAUAUUUCUAAUGAGGUAAAUGAGCUUCCUGCUCCUGAUAAUACCGAUAACGCCGUAUCCCAAAAAGCUGAGCCUCCAGGGGACGACCCGGUUAACGUGACUAUCACAGUGACAGCGACACCGUAACAUGCUCAGGAAGGGACUUUAACACGUAUGCAAACCAUGUACAUUAAGCGUUAAAUAAAUCAUUUCGCUAUAUGUAGAGUGUGAUUAG
Messenger RNA from Spea bombifrons (plains spadefoot toad), 2316 nucleotides. It is a transcript of the gene VSIG10L2, whose product is annotated as V-set and immunoglobulin domain containing 10 like 2. Gene Ontology annotation, cellular component: cell-cell junction. Bases 87 to 2228 code for a protein of 713 amino acids. The transcript has 10 exons. Gene Ontology annotation, molecular function: cell adhesion molecule binding. Lineage: Eukaryota; Metazoa; Chordata; Amphibia; Anura; Pelobatidae. The record is from RefSeq and is a predicted model, not a curated record. Gene Ontology annotation, biological process: cell-cell adhesion.